Molecule: messenger RNA, 2163 nt
Organism: Nematostella vectensis (starlet sea anemone)
Lineage: Eukaryota; Metazoa; Cnidaria; Anthozoa; Actiniaria; Edwardsiidae
Product: patched domain-containing protein 3
Cellular component (GO): membrane
Source: RefSeq, a predicted model, not a curated record
AUGACAAAGUGUAUCACAGCUCUUCCCCAUUUCUUUGAAAGAGCCUUCGGUACUCUUGGCAGCGGUGUCGCUCGUCACCCUUGGCUUACAAUUGCCUUCUGCACUAUAAUUAUCGGCGCGUGCGCAUCUGGUUUUGCGUUCUUUCGGUCGGAAUCCCGUGUAGAAAAGCUCUACAUCCCGCAAGACAGCCAAGCACUCCUCGAUAUAUCCCGCGGGAACCAAUACUUUAAACUACAAGAAAGAAAAGAAACUUUUCUUUUAACUGCCAAAACCGGUAGUGAUCUGCUAACAAAGUCGUGCUUUCUUGAAAUUCUAAGGAUCCACACGGAAGUUACGUCACUCGAUAAAUACAGCAAGUACUGUUUAAAGGACGUCGAGUGGGAUAAGUCAACCGAUACUCUUAUAAGAGCAGGCGUUAUGCAGCUUUCUUAUCCAAUGAAUGCAGAAGACAAAAAUUACGAAGAAAUAAAAGCAUGGGAGAAAAGUUUGAUUGAGAGGAUCGAAAAAUUGUACAGCGGUCUUUCGCGCGUUUCUGUUCAGAUAUCUACCGGUCGGAGCCUAAGCGAUGCGAUUUCAGAGAGCAGCGGCUCUGAUAUUUCAUUGAUUUCGAUCACGAUGGCUUUGAUGUGCACCUUUGCAUGUAUACUUUUCGGGAAAUUUCGAAACCCGUCGCUCGUAGGACACUCGUUGCUCGCAAAUGCCGGCAUCCUCACCGUCGGCUUCGGGAUUGUUUUGUGUCUUGGACUUGGCCUUCUUGUCGGUGUACCUUUCAUAAGUAUUGUCGGGGUAUUACCAUUUCUGGUCAUAGGUAUAGGAGUAGACGAUAUGUUUAUCAUAAUAGACGAGCUAGAUCGAGUAGACCCUCAACUCAGUGUCGUCGACAUUGUCAAAACUGUGAUGUCCAAAUCAGGAGCCACUAUCACCAUGACAACUAUCACAGAUCUUGUAGCAUUCGCCGUAAGCACUUCGACCGAGUUCAACGCUGUCAAAUAUUUCUGUAUCUACGCUGCUCUGACGAUAACAUUCUCCUAUAUUAUGAUGAUCACAUUUUUUGUCGCCUUUCUCAGUUUCGAUGUGCGGAGGAUAAAAUCAAAUAGACGUGACUGCCUACCAUUCUGCCUCACACCACCCCCCAAAGGAAAAAAUAUGCCAUGGGCCCAUCCCCAGGAUUCGCUUUCAAAUACAGCAAUGGCGGCAUACACGAGGGUACUUAUGACUUCGCCUGCACGUGUACCAGUUGUUAUAGGUUCCAUAGGGCUUCUUCUAACAAGUAUAUUCGGUGCUCUAGAGAUCGGAGAAAGCUUCAAUAGAAAUAUGGACUUUAUCAACUUACAAGAACAGCACUUCGUGCAAAGCUUUCAGAUGAGCAUGAUAAUAAGUGAUAAUCUCAGCUACCACGACCCAGAAAUCCAGAGAAAGAUUUCAAACCUUCCUGUUAUCGCGAAGGCCAAUCCAUUUCUAGCGAAGAAUGUUCAUAACAAAGCAUUCAUCUACCUAGAGCAGUACGUGGUCAUACAAAGUGAAGUGAUCCGUAAUUUGGCCAUCGCAGGCGGAACCGUUUUUGUGAUCACGUGGCUUUUCCUGUUGAGCUUAACAGCAAGCAUCAUCAUCUUCUUCAGCUUUGGAGCACUGUUUUUUGAGCUUUUUGCCAUAAUGUGGCUAUGGGGCGUUACACUGAACAGUGUCUCUAUGAUUAACCUCGUCAUGGCGAUCGAAUUAUCCGUCGACUACAGUGCUCACAUUGCGCAUGCGUUUGUGACCACCGCAUGCGAGACAGAAGACCGUGUUAUACAUGCCAUGAAAACUACGGGUGCAAACGUACUCAUGGGAGGUACAUCCUCAUUUAUAUGUACUUUUGGCCAUAAGGGAAGUUAAAUCAUUAUUUACAGAAUACCUUGUGUGGUCCAGAUGUUCCUUAAGAUGUUCCUCGCCAGCCUCGGUCUGCUUCAUGGCCUCUGCAUCGUCCUCGUCUUUCUAUCUCUUCUCUACAGAUGGCCUCCGAUUAAGACAGAGGUCAGUGCGGGCUGUGAAGUCGUACCUCCCAGCAGUAAUGGUAAGGCUGAUAAGCACCUAGAGAUGGGAUCAUGUGAUGGCAUCGCGAAUGACGCAUAUUCCCCACAAGGGCACGGAAGCAAAAGUGGAGGCCAACCAGAGUGCAGUUAA